This is a messenger RNA of Cyanistes caeruleus (blue tit), 3379 nucleotides long. The record is from RefSeq and is a predicted model, not a curated record. Lineage: Eukaryota; Metazoa; Chordata; Aves; Passeriformes; Paridae.
GGGGACGUGUCUCAGCUCGGAGUCUUCUGUACCGACCCCAUCCCCAAAGGAGUCCGCUUCGGCCCUUUCCAAGGCAAAGUGGUCAACACGAGCGAGAUCAAGACUUACGACGACAACUCGCUGAUGUGGGAGAUCUUUGAAUACGGUGGCCUGAGCCACUUUAUAGACGGGAAGGGCGCCGCUGGCAAUUGGAUGUCCCUUGUGAACUGUGCCAGGUUCCCCGAGGAGCAGAAUUUGACGGCUAUCCAGUGCCAGGGACAAAUCUUCUACGAGAGCUGCAAGGAAAUCUUCCCGAAGCAGGAGCUGCUGGUGUGGUACGGCGAUUGCUACGUGCAGUUUCUGGGCAUCCCCAUCAGCUUGAAGGGCAUGGCAGAGGGGAAGAAACCCUCGCAGCACCCCGAAGAAGCCGGGGAGAGCUUCAAGUGUGAGCGCUGCGGCAAAGUUUUUGCCUACAAGUACUACCGGGACAAACACCUCAAGUACACCCGCUGCGUGGACCAGGGGGACCGCAAAUUUCCUUGUCACCUUUGUGACCGGUCCUUUGAAAAAAGAGACAGGCUGAGGAUCCAUAUUCUCCACGUUCACGAAAAGCACAGACCUCACAAGUGCUCUGUGUGUGGGAAGAGCUUUUCUCAAUCCUCCAGCCUGAACAAACACAUGAGGGUUCACUCUGGGGAGCGCCCCUACAAAUGUGUCUACUGCAACAAGGCGUUCACAGCAUCCAGCAUCCUGCGCACUCACAUCCGCCAGCACUCGGGGGAGAAGCCCUUCAAGUGCAAGCACUGCGGCAAAGCCUUCGCCUCGCACGCGGCCCACGACAGCCACGUGCGGCGCACACACAGCAAGGACAAGGGCUGCACGUGCUCCGUGUGUGGCCAGCACUUCCCCGAGCAGGAGGAUUACAACUUCCACAUGAAGAUUCAUGCUGCUCAUUAGUCAGGAACCCCGUGGACGUGUCCUGGACCAGCUCGUGUGUCUGUCGGUCUAUGUGAUCUGCUUGUGCGUGUGCGCAGCGCAGCAGGCGACACCUGCAGUGGUUCUUGGAGUAGGUCUGGUCUCCGCUCCCAGGGCACAUGACUGAGCACAGGAACAGGGUGCACCCUGAUGCUACUCUCCCUCUCCUCCCUCCUAAUCUCUAAAGGGAGGAAGGAGUUCUACCUCCCAAAACCCCUUUGUGCAUAAAUAUCACUGUGAGGCGUGUUUCUCCAUCUCUAAUGCCUGUGAACUGCUUGGUGCAGCCUGUAUCAAAGCUUGUGUGAGGGAUGUUUUUAUCAGGUGCAUUUCUCAGAGCUGAUUUAACUUGUUCAUGUUGUUUGGACAUGUGACCACAGGUAAUAUGGUCUACUUACCCUUAACACGUGUUUUAGUGAUGUUCUUUUUAAAUGUGAACUUCCUCAGAGAUACUGACGGCUGGACCGACAGAGAGCUAUUUUAAAUCAUUCAGCUGCUGGGAGACUGAGAGCUCCAGGGCUCAGACUUGAGGACUGUGAGCAACUCUUCCAGAGGGUGCUGGAUGCUGGUCAGCCCAGAAGGGAGAGAAGUGGGGUGUGGUAAGAUAUAUGCAGGCCUGAUAUCCCAGCUAGCAGAGAUAGUGGAGGUUUGUUUUGUCUUCUCAAGUGUUUGGAGGACCAAACACUGUGAUAUUCCUAAGUAUCGGUGAGUCAUUGGGUGGAUAACAAGCAGUUAAGUGGCCUCAGAGGUGUUUCAUUGUGGGCUCAGAACAGACAGACAGGAGCAAGCACAAUCCCAGAAGUGGGCUCUCCUUUCUGAAUCUCCCUGAACCCGUCUGGUCCUGGCCAGGUGAAUCUUUGCAGUAAACCCUAAUCUGAAGAGUGUGCUCCUCUGCUUCCUCCUGUAUUUGUGUUGGAUGACUGUUACAGUGGUACUCCCUUCCUUUGCUCAAAAGAUAAGAUUUUAAGUAUCAAAUAAGUGAUAUUAGGACUCCUCAGUGCCUAAAACUCUGCACAAGAAAUUCCUUCCUCAAUCUGCAGGAAAGACUUUUCUUCCAUGGGAGGGACUGGAAGGUGUCAUUCAUUCUCCCUGUCUCACUGACCAUACAAGCAAAGCAGGAGUGAUUUGUGCAGGUUUAUGUACUUUCAAAAUUGUUAAGCGUUCUUAAGAAAGUGGCAUUCCAUAUCAAUGUGAAAUCUUAACUAGGGGGCUUAACAAAAAAAGCCUGUGCUGAAGGGCUGCUGAGGAUAGGGAGUGCUGUAAUUGGUAUAGCACUAAGUGACCACCACGACUAUGAGAGGAGUCAGUGUGUCAGUGGGACUGUGUGGUGCAUCCAGGAGGAAUAAUGGAACUAGCUCCUUUCUUGAGCUAGUUGAUAAACACAGGUAGUUCAGUAUUACUGGGAUGAUAAAAUUAUCUUUGAAGUAUCCUAGAUCAGCCACAAUUAACAAGAAUUUUGCACAUAAAAAAGGAAGUUUUUAUUUUGUGCCGACUUGUCAUGGGGUUUAAACCACUUGUUGUUUAAAACCAUGACACGACUUUAACGGUCUCUUUAAAUGCAGCAUAGAAAUAGAAAAAAGAAAUUUUGCUUGUACAUUUAGUUAUACUGUGUAGAUACUGUAUCCUUAAAUAUAUUGAUUUGCACUAUUUUUUGUAAGUUUGUUUGUAUCUUAAGUUGCUCUGUUUUCAUUGUUUUCAUGGUAGAAAUAUUUUUUAGAGAUUUAUUGAGUCACUGGUAAAGAAAAUAAUGAGUCCCAGCACUAGGCAGUAUCUGAAACAAGCAAGUCUAUUUGUAUUGUAUGGUUUUUUUAACAUGUAGUGUCUAGGGCAGAAUAAAAAUCAUGCUCUGGUUAUUGUUUUUUUUUUCUUAUUUUAAUACCAAAUAUUACUAAAAUACAGCAGGCUAAUUUUUUUACAUAUUGAGGGCUGAAUCCCUGACCCCUAAAUAGAUAAAAUUCACUUCUGAGCAGAAAAUUAUCACAGUACUUUUCUUCCAGCUGCCUGCUGUUAGGAGGACAGAUACAAGCAUACAAAAUCCUGGCCAACAGAAACAAGAAUUAUGUGUGUGAAGCCUUUGUUAGUUUGGUCCCUUACAAAAAAAAAAUCAGGAUUUGGUGACAUAAACUACCUACUAAUGAAGAAGAUAUUAUGACUAGGACUGGCUUUGAAGUACUGUGAAAUGCCUGGUUAGCUUCCCAUACAGGUCUUUUUUUGCUCAGAAUGAAGGUUUUAUAUUUAAAUGGUGCCUCUGUAGAGCUCUUAUGUGCAUUUUCUUUUUCUUAAAGAAACCUCAAAUGUCUUGUGCUAAAUUAUUUGCACCUUUCUAUAAUAUUUGACUUGUUGCCUGUAAAGGAGUAUGUGAAGGGUUAUACUUGUACUUGUGACUGAAGGUACUGGCUGUCUUGCACAUUAAAACCAUACAUGUAAA